UGUGUUUUGCAACAUCGACCGAGCGCGAGACUGAGUGACAUGGCCGCUCAAGCUCGAGCUCUCGUAGCGGCGCGAUGGCUCGCGGACGCUGUCAAAAGCAACCGUGUGGGACCAAACCUGCGGAUAUUAGAUGCAUCUUGGUAUCUACCUAAACUGCAGCGCAACCCAAGGGCCGAGUUCGACAAAACUCACAUUCCCGGAGCCUCGUUUUUCGACAUCGACGAGUGUUGCGACAAGAGCUCCAAAUUUGAUCACAUGCUGCCUACCGAGGGCGAGUUCGCGGACUACGUGGGCAACCUGGGCAUAGGGAACAACACUCAUGUCGUCGUUUACGAUGCCAGCGACUUGGGCUCGUUCGCUGCUCCUCGGGUGUGGUGGAUGUUUAGGGUGUUCGGGCACAGCUCGGUGUCGGUUCUGGACGGUGGCUUGAAGAACUGGUUAAAAGAGGGGCAUGCGGUUACCGAGCGAUAUAGUAGACCAGAGCGUGCCGAGUUCAAGACGUCCUUCAGCGAGUCCCGGGUCAAAACUUACAAAGACGUUUUGGACAAUAUUAAAACCAAAACAUUUCAAGUAGUUGAUGCCAGAGCCAAUGGGAGAUUUCGUGGGGUUGAGCCAGAGCCGAGGGAAAACAUCGAGCCUGGUCACAUUCCUGGUUCGAUCAACAUGCCUUUUCCCAGCUUCCUGGACUCAACGUCAGGUCUAGAACGUCCCGUGGAGGAACUCGAGAAGCUCUUCCAGCAGGCUGGAGUCGACAUGCAGAAGCCCUUCUGGGUCACCUGUGGUUCAGGCGUGACAGCCUGCCACAUUGCCCUCGCCGCUCACCUGUGUGGCCACCCGGGCGUCUGUCUGUACGAUGGGUCGUGGGGCGAGUGGUUCACUAAAGCUGCACCCGAACAUGUGAUCUCUGAGGGAAAAGGAAAACAGCCGUGAUUAAUGGGUUCUUAGACAUAUACUACACCACUUCACUGGAAUAAAGAACUGAUGAUUACAAGAGUUUUAGUUGUAUCAAAAAUGAUUGCAUACAAUGGCUACUAUGCACUACUGCUAUUGCAUAUACAUUUAAGUCCCUUAUCUGGUUGAAAUAGCAGUUAUAUAAAUCUAGAUUUAGAGAGAGUUACAAGUUUAUCAUGAUAUUAUUAUGCUUCACCAAUUUAUAAAUCAAAAGUAAUUAAUACAGAAGAAAACAAUACCUAAUAAGUCUCUUAAUUGUGGUUAUGUAACGAAAAAAUUGUCAUUUCAGAAAGCAAAUAGUCAUCAGUAAUGUCGAAUGCAGCUUUUAGUAUUUGAGCUUUACUAAUUUUAAGUUUAAAAAUAAGCAAAAUAAAUUUAGUGAUCGUUCCUGAUCUCUUCACGUUGCAGAGUUUUAUCUAAUAAAUGCAAUAUACUGUAACACAAA
Puntigrus tetrazona (Sumatra barb) is the source of this 1396-nucleotide messenger RNA. RefSeq names its product mercaptopyruvate sulfurtransferase (gene mpst). The record is from RefSeq and is a predicted model, not a curated record. Gene Ontology annotation, biological process: transsulfuration. Lineage: Eukaryota; Metazoa; Chordata; Actinopteri; Cypriniformes; Cyprinidae. Gene Ontology annotation, molecular function: thiosulfate-cyanide sulfurtransferase activity. Bases 40 to 930 code for a protein of 296 amino acids. The transcript has 2 exons. Gene Ontology annotation, cellular component: mitochondrion.